This is a messenger RNA of Staurois parvus, 297 nucleotides long. NCBI's taxonomy places the organism in Eukaryota, Metazoa, Chordata, Amphibia, Anura, Ranidae. The record is from the annotation of a GenBank genome assembly.
CUCUCCCAAGGAAAACAAAACUGUCUAGCAAUAAAAACCAAAAUGAGCAUGUAUAGAGUGACUCAACACGAUAUGUCUUAUCAGGAGAUAAGAGGGGGAUACUGGAAGAAGGGGAGGAUCAGAGAAAUCAGGAUCAAACAGGGUUUUUACACAAUGCAGAAUAUUAACCCCUUAGGUUUCACAGUGAGUAUAACAAGCAUGCUUUACUGCAGGGGCGGACUGACAACUCAUGGGGCCCCCGGGCAAUAGGGGAUCAUGGGGCCCCCUGUGUCCUUGCCCAAACUCAAAAAAGCCUAU